AGGGUUACCACCCUCCCUCCCCACUCCUACGGAGAGGUCUGAAGUCAGCAGUUGUGAACAGUCUCCGUGCUGUUAAUGGUUUGCAUCUUUUUGCAUCAAAGGGUAAAAAUCACUUAAAAUCACUUAGGGACACGCACACAAUGAAAAGAUCACAUACAGUAACGCAUACAAGCAGGGAAAAAAAAAAAAAAAAAAAAAAAGGUUGUAAUGCUCAUGAAUUCCAGAUGACGACUUUUUAAAUCCCCGAGAAGGCGGUGAAAUUGUUUGAUUGUUCUUGUUAAUUAUUGGACUCGUCCCAGCAUCAAAUAUUUGCGGGAGAUAAGGCUUCCCUUACGAAUAACAACCCGCCUUGCUCCUCUCGGAUCAGCUCGUCUCGUCUCGGGGCGGUCCUGAAUUGCCCACUCGCGGCCAGCCGGCUUGCACCAGCACGUGGGGCAAGCCAAAAAAACAAAAGACCUCGGGGGUGGGCGGCUGGGGGGGGACGGGAUCCGGGGGUGGGCAACGGGGGGACCCCGAGCGGGGCCGGUCCCCGCGCGCCGGCAGCGCGCUGCCCGCCGCCUCUUUGAAGUACGGGGCGGAACGAGCGGCGGCCGAGAGGGACCAACGCGGCACCGCACGACCGCACACCCCACAGCCCGCCCCACACCCCGCACACCCCCCCCCCUCCCACCCCCCACAACCCACCCGUGAAGCCUCCGGGGGGCGACCGGCCGGGCCCCGGCUGGGCCAGCCCCGGGACGCGGCGGCGCUCUCCCGAGAUGGCGGACAGGAGGACAAGUAGAAGCUGAAGCACGUCCAUCCAAGAAGAGCAACUGUGAAUUAAGUCUCUACAAUCAAUGACAAUUCUGGCAUUGGAAACUGGAGCAAAAGCUACUUUUUCCAAGUGAUCGAGUUACCACAGUGUAAAGAUUUUCCAAGUUGCAACAGCCUGAGAGCAUCCCCACAGGAAGUUACGGCUCAGUUGGCACAUGGUAAACCAUGAAGCUGUGCCUUCCUCUUGCCGAUGACCGGGUUCCUGUUUGAUCCUGUUUACAAGCUUCCAAAGAUUGAAAAUAACCCCAACUCCUCUGCAUUGGUGUUGCAAGCAGAAGAAAAUAGAAAAAAGAGGAGCUGAGAAUUUAAACUGGGAGACUUGGCAGGGGACUAAUUCUGCAAGUGUUUAGGGUUCUCUAAUCCCCGUUGCAGCCGAGUCACAGGGCAGCACCUCAGGAGGGCCCUGUCCUUGCACGACCCACUGCCCAGUAUAUCCACUGGCUCUACUUCCCUGACAUGGCUGGCCCCUGGAUCAGGCCCUAAGCAUAUUGCUAAUUCAGAGGCAGCAGGUGUGUGAGCAACCCGCUGGAAAGAGGACCAAGUGUAGUUUGUGACAGAUUUGAGUGGAGAUGAUCCCAAGCUGAAAGUCAAAAUAGGAUCUUCGUUUCAGUUCACCGAGCGAUCUGGAAUUUUAUUCCAGUACCUAACACAGGAUGUCUUCCAAGCGACCAGCCUCUCCGUAUGGGGAAGCAGAUGGAGAGGUAGCCAUGGUGACAAGCAGACAGAAAGUGGGAGAAGAGGAGAGUGACGGGCUCCCAGCCUUUCACCUUCCCUUGCAUGUGAGUUUUCCCAACAAGCCUCACUCUGAGGAAUUUCAGCCAGUUUCUCUGCUGACGCAAGAGAACUGUGGCCAUAGGACUCCCACUUCUCAGCACAACACAAUGGAAGUUGAUGGCAAUAAAGUGAUGUCUUCAUUUGCCCCGCACAACUCAUCUACCUCACCCUUGAAGGCAGAAGAAGGUGGGCGUCAGAGUGGAGAGUCAUUGUCCAGCACAGCCCUGGGAACCCCUGAAAGGCGCAAAGGGAGCCUAGCGGAUGUUGUAGACACCCUUAAGCAAAGAAAAAUGGAAGAGCUCAUCAAAAAUGAGCCAGAAGAAACUCCCAGUAUUGAAAAGCUACUAUCAAAGGACUGGAAAGACAAGCUUCUUGCCAUGGGAUCAGGGAACUUUGGAGAAAUAAAAGGGACUCCAGAAAGCCUCGCUGAGAAAGAAAGGCAGCUCAUGGGUAUGAUCAAUCAGCUGACCAGUUUGCGAGAACAGCUGCUAGCAGCUCACGAUGAACAGAAAAAACUGGCUGCAUCACAGAUCGAGAAACAACGCCAACAAAUGGAGCUGGCUAAGCAGCAACAAGAACAGAUUGCAAGACAACAGCAGCAGCUCCUGCAGCAGCAACACAAAAUUAACCUUCUUCAGCAACAGAUCCAGCAGGUCCAGGGUCAGCUGCCUCCAUUAAUGAUUCCCGUAUUCCCGCCAGACCAACGAACCCUAGCAGCAGCUGCUCAGCAAGGAUUCCUUCUUCCUCCUGGUUUCAGCUACAAAGCGGGAUGCAGUGACCCCUACCCUGUUCAGCUGAUCCCGACUACCAUGGCAGCUGCUGCUGCAGCAACGCCGGGCUUAGGCCCACUCCAACUGCAGCAGUUGUAUGCUGCCCAACUUGCUGCAAUGCAAGUGUCUCCGGGAGGCAAGAUACCUGGCAUACCCCAGGGUAACCUUGGUGCUGCUGUAUCACCUACCAGCAUCCACACAGACAAGAGCACAAACAGCCCUCCACCCAAAAGCAAGGAUGAAGUGGCCCAGCCUCUGAACCUUUCAGCCAAACCCAAGACAUCUGAUGGCAAGUCUCCCACAUCACCCACCUCUCCUCAUAUGCCAACUCUGAGAAUAAGUAGCGGGGCCAGUUCACUAAAAUCCUCUGUGCCAGCAACAUUAGCUAGUCCUUCGGCCAGAGCUAACACAAUAGACAUCCUUUCUUCUAUCACAUCGUCAGGUUAUUUAAAUGACCAUGAUGCUGUUACCAAGGCAAUUCAGGAAGCCCGGCAGAUGAAGGAGCAACUUCGGAGAGAACAACAGGUGCUGGACGGGAAGGUGGCUGUUGUGAAUAGCCUGGGUCUCAAUAACUGCAGGACAGAAAAGGACAAAACAACACUGGAGACCCUGACUCAGCAGCUGGCAGUUAAGCAGAGUGAAGACGGGAAGUUUAGCCACACGAUGAUGGAUUUCAACAUGAGUGGAGAUUCUGAUGGAAGUGCAGGAGUUUCAGAAUCUAGAAUUUAUCGGGAAUCCAGAGGUCGUGGUAGUAAUGAGCCCCAUAUCAAGCGCCCAAUGAAUGCAUUCAUGGUGUGGGCUAAAGAUGAACGGAGGAAGAUACUUCAAGCCUUCCCUGACAUGCACAACUCCAAUAUCAGCAAGAUACUAGGAUCUCGCUGGAAAGCUAUGACAAACCUAGAGAAGCAGCCAUACUAUGAGGAACAGGCCCGACUCAGCAAACAGCACCUGGAGAAAUACCCAGACUACAAAUACAAGCCAAGGCCAAAGCGUACCUGCCUUGUAGAUGGCAAAAAAUUACGCAUUGGCGAGUACAAGGCUAUAAUGCGCAACAGACGCCAGGAGAUGAGGCAGUAUUUUAAUGUUGGGCAACAAGCACAGAUUCCCAUUGCCACCGCAGGCGUAGUUUAUCCAGGAGCUAUUGCCAUGGCAGGAAUGCCUUCCCCACACCUGCCCUCCGAGCACUCGAGCGUCUCCAGCAGCCCAGAGCCUGGGAUGCCCGUCAUCCAGAGCACUUACGGCAUCAAGGGCGAGGAGCCUCACAUCAAGGAAGAGAUGCAGACCGAGGACGUCAAUGGAGAAAUCUACGAUGAGUAUGAUGAGGAAGAGGAUGACCCCGAUGUUGACUAUGGCAGUGACAGUGAAAAUCACAUCGCGGGGCAAGCCAACUGAUCAGGGUCCAAAUAUCAUGUGACCUACAGGACUUCAAGGAGAAAAGAAAAAAUAAAUAAAGCCCCAUCUGGUUUAUCCUUGCCAGUGGCCAAGCACAUUAACUUUCUCAUACACUGACUGUUACUUUAACUGUUAGUCUUAACUAGUUGGGACAUCAGCUGACUAAUAGACAUCAGCCUGCAUCAGAAGAAAAAAGGCUCAGAAGAAAGGAAACAAAGACAACGACGACAACAACAGAAUGAUAUAAGCUAUGGGUAAAAUAAUGCCAGUAAUUCAGCUGCUAUACCCAAGCACUGAAGUCUUACCCGUCGACCUUUUAUUAUUAUUAUUAUUUUUUUCAAAUAAACUUUAUGGCUGUUUGUUCUACAAUGUUCUAGAAAUUCUCACUCAGGUACACAGUGCCAACAAGUGGCUUGUGAAUGUGUUUUGUUGUUUUGUGCUACAGUUUAAAGAGAAAUAAUUUUUUUUUUUUUUUUUGGUAAUGCACCUGACAGGAAAGAAAAAAAAAGACAAAAUUCCUUUUCCCCUUUUGUCUCCUCCUCCUCCUCCCUGGCACGUCUGGGUCAGAAGCGUGUGUGUGUGUGUGUGUGAGUGUGCAGGCGUGCAUGGCUGGCAAGGAAGGAAGUGGGGAGCCUGUUUCUGUUAACCCCAACAAGCAAUUAUUUCCUUUCAAGAGAGGACUUCUCUUCAUCAGUUGCACACCAUACUGAGUCUUUGAGCAAGUGCCAAAUUUGUACUACAGUGCUGAACUAGUCCAAUUGCUUUUUUUUUGUUUGGUCUCUGUUUUUGUUUUUCUUGGUUUCCUUUUGCUUCCUGCUCUGUCUCAAGUUAGGAAAGUGUUGUAUCUUAGACAAUCCCUUGAAGAACCUGAUAUACCAGCAGCUGGUGAGAUUAGACAUAUAUUUUUGCUUUUGGUUUUCAAAGGAAACUGUAGGUGCCAUUCUCAGGUGAAAAAAGAGAGAGAGAGAGAGAGAGAUAAGAAAUUUAGAGAAAAAAAUAUUUUAUGAUCUUGGAUUUUCAUGUGUGCGUGUAUAUGGUACUAAUAAGAAUAAUAUUGGACUAAGCAAAAAGCAUGUUCCAGAAUGAAAUCCCGCAACCUCCAAAGGACUUGGUCUGUAAGGAGCCUUUGCUUUUCAUUUACACUUCAAGUGGCAGCCUAUAGAAUGUAAAAAAAGGAUUGUCCAAAACAGGAUUUGUUCAGCACAGGAUAGGCAGCUGGAAAUGUUAACUCCUCACUGAGAAUAAUUAGGUUACCGUGAUGUCCAGUUUUAAUGAACUUGUACCUAUGGGGUUGUUGAGCACUGAUCUCCAAUUCAAAAGGCAGUUGUUGUGUUUAUUUAACUGGCAUUUUUUCUCCUUUGCACUUGCAGAAAUCCAUUUUUAUCAGUAGGAUGUUUGUGUAGGAAGGAAGACUAACAGCUAUGAAGAACUUUUCAUAUUCAGAAAAGGCAUGUAAGAACCCCAGCCUUGGCAGUGCUAAGUUUCCCUUGCUGCCUCUCACAAGUACAGAAGUCGUCUCCUGGACUGUAAUACUUCCAGUGUUGUUCUAGAACCCUUAGAUACAUUGUUUGCGCAGCUUUGCCUUCCUUGGGUAACAGCAACCAGGAUGAGGGAGGCAGAUUUACACAAGUGUAAUGCCGAGCAGAAGUUAGCCUACUGUAAUCUCAAUAACAUUCAACUGAAUGUUACACUUUAUUUCCGAAAAAGAAUAUAAAUACAAGUGAAUCACGGAGUCUCCUUUCAUCUCCUCACUGACAUUCCUCUAGAAAGAAAGGACCCAGGUUCAUGUAGCAAGACAGAAGCAUUAGAUCUAAACUAACCAACCAACCAAAACAACUACCUCUCAUUUCAAGCAGCAGCUGUCCAGUAGAUCCUCUCUGCCUUGAGAAGGAAAGUCUUAGGAUCGUACAGAGAAAAAAAGCCUUCCUCUGAAUCAGUUUUCUAACUGAGGAUGCCACCUUUGUGAGGCUCACUGGAAAAUCCCUGUUCCUAGAGACUCAUUGCAAGCAUUCACUUUAAUUUGUGUAUCUUUGUGCCAGCCAGAUCCCAGCCCAAAGGUUCACCAGAAGCAUGGUCUUCAGUACUUGGCAACACUGAUUUUGCAAAUGGUUCCUUAAUCAGGCAAAUUUAAACCUCAGAGCAAUCAACCCUUUACAUCUAAGUGCUGGGUGGAAAGGGCAGGUAGCAGGAGGGGCUGGGAAAGAGGAUGUGGGGUCUUCCUUUGCCUGCUGGAAUACCACUUGAAGUGUAACUUGACCUCUUCAGACCUUGUGCAAAGUAAACAAGCAAAUGCCAUUGAAGAGUUAGGACAGUACUCUGGUGAGCGGUUUGGACAUGUGAUAGUUUUACCCUGCAACAUCUGCUUUAUUUUUCUCCUUGUUUUCCCUUUUUGAUGUCCACCUCUGCCUCACAAAAAUUCUUUUCUAUUUUCUCUCUCUCAGAAGAUUUGCUCUGAAGUUAUGCUUGGAGUAGCUGAUCAUAUUUUAUGACAGUUUUUUUGUUUGGUUGGUUGGUUUUGUUUCUGUUUUUUGGUGUUUUUUUUUUUUUCAGUUGAACUGCCUCUUCUUCCUAGUGUUGUAAUGGUAAUUAUAAUAAUAAUAAUAAUGGUCAGCUGUUCCCAGAUUAGUAAAUUAUGUAUAAUUUAUUUUAUUCCCUCCUUACUUUUUUAACUUUAUUUUAUUCUGUUCUAAUUUGGCAGUGCAGCAAAUGAAGCUGUUAGGCUAUUUAAAAUGGAUACCCCUCCCCACCUUGCCUUUUUAUAUAUAUAUAAAUAUAUAUAUAUAUAUAUACAUAUGAAAACAAAUCACUUCUUCUUCUGCUCACACCAUUCCUUUUUCUGUUAUUUUAAUUUUGGCCCCAGCCAUGUCAACUUCUGAUGUUUAUUAUGAUGGAGUGAAUUAAUGGGAGUGUUGUUUUCAAUCUUAAUUAACUUCUGCUCUCUCAUCACUCAUUUUAGUUAUUUAAUUACACCAGUCAUCUAGAGCCAAUUUUUUUGAAGCACUCUGUUUGGAUAAGAAGGAAAAAAAGAAAAAAAAGGCAAUUGUUUUUAUAUCAUUAUUAUGUAAAAUGUGAAAACAGGUAUUUGCUCCUUUUUUUUUUAAAAAAAAAAAAAAAAAAGAAACUUUUAAAUUUGUUCCCUGUCUUUGUGAACAAAUUACUUCUGACUCUUGUGGGUUCACCUCACAUUUGCUGUAUGCUUGAUUUCCACCAUGUUAUAGAGACUCUCUGGUUUAAUUAUGUAAUGUUGGGCUACCAGAAUACUUUGUUUUAGCUCCAGGUAGGUGCCACCGCAGCAGGCAUGGUUGGAGCAAGUCCUGGGCAUGUGGGCUGGAAAGCCGGCCUUGAUGAAGUCGAUGGAGAAAAGGCUCCUUGACUUCAAUGGGACCGAAUUUUAGCCCUGUACUAUGUCAGUGCUGCAGGAGAUGCUCUGGAGGUGCUCUCGAGGUGGCCCCAUCCAGUCAGCAGGGUCCAUCCCAUGCCAGAGGGCAGCAGGACUGAGCUCUGCCCUCAUCACUUACUGCGUUCGCCUGGGCUAAGGCUCUGAUGAAGGCUGGGUUUGUUACCUGCACAUUUCCGUCUGAGAGACUGCGCUAGAGCCUAGGGUUUGGUCAGGCUGUUGGAAUGGGUAGCUGUAGCAAACUAUCUGCCUCCUGCAUCUGAAUGCUUAAACUGAUGCAGCAAUGAUGAAAUAGGGGGAAAAAAAAAAAAAAAAGGAAAAAAAAAAAGGAAAAAAAAAAAGGAAAGGGAAAAAAGAAAAAAAG
Messenger RNA from Oxyura jamaicensis (ruddy duck), 7510 nucleotides. It is a transcript of the gene SOX5, whose product is annotated as SRY-box transcription factor 5. The record is from RefSeq and is a predicted model, not a curated record. Gene Ontology annotation, cellular component: nucleus. NCBI's taxonomy places the organism in Eukaryota, Metazoa, Chordata, Aves, Anseriformes, Anatidae. Gene Ontology annotation, biological process: positive regulation of chondrocyte differentiation; regulation of transcription by RNA polymerase II; cell fate commitment. The transcript has 20 exons. Bases 1467 to 3749 code for a protein of 760 amino acids. Gene Ontology annotation, molecular function: DNA-binding transcription factor activity, RNA polymerase II-specific; RNA polymerase II cis-regulatory region sequence-specific DNA binding.